UCCUCGGGAAGCAGGUGUGCACUGACAGCGAUGAUGUCAUUCUUUCGGCUUCACCUGGGGAUCCUGCUGCUUCGGUGACAGGAACACAGCUGUUGGACAGAGUGGAGCAGAUAGACACAUAAAAAGGCGCACACAAGCACAGGCAUUGCUGCUGGGGGACAGAUUUCAGAAGAAUGGACUAUAAACAUUUUUUGUUUUUCUUUUGUUGUUUUAUUUUUUCAAGUUUUGCUGUCUUGGUUCUGUACGAAACUUCCUUGGCAAAGAACCAGCAUUUAAGUGUUUGAGGGACAAACACAGUGCACAACGCAGCAGGGUUGCUGUUUAUCAGGAAAGUAUUAAGCAGCAGCGUCUCUUGGAUAAGCACUCAAGACGAGAACGCUGGGAACAGUAAUACUGCCAAUGGGCUGAGCGACAGAAACACCACCAGCAAACAGAAGCACGAACACUCGACUGCCUGAAGAAACCUCUUCGCUUGAUUUUGUGAGCCAGUCUCGGGUGGGGGUGGGGAGCGGGGAGCGGGGAGCAAAGACAGGCCAGGCUAACGAGCACAGCUGAGGAGGAAACCUUGUUAAUGGACCCCUUGAAUCAGCUUGCCAAGGAGAGAGAGAGAGGAGAGGCAGUCUGCCUGUUUGUCUGCAUGCCUGCUGUUAUUUCUUGUUUUCAGUAUCGGAUAACUCGCACCACCCUUUUUCUUCAAACGGAGCAGUAACCUUUUUAUCUUCCAACUUGCCACAUCCAUGUCCCUACCUCCCUCCCUCCCGUUUUGGUUUUUAACGCAGUAGGCUAUGUGAUUAUUUAUUAAGCCAAUACUGCCUUGUCUUUCUCUAUGCACUAACUGAUACAGAGCAGAUCUGAACAGAAUCCUUCCUUUCUUGGGGAUUAUUUUUUUUUUUUUAAUUUAAAUGACACACAAGAAGAGCUCCAAGGUCCCUCCCUGGCUGACGAGCCCUGUCUCUGUUAAACCCAGCCCUAAUGGGACCCCCAACUAGAGCGACCACCAAACAGCACUGGCAGUGCCCUGCUCCACACCCUGCUUAGUGUUUCACAGACCUUUACAAAACAUCACAGGCAGAGUGGAGAGAGAGGGACUGGUGUUUGUUUGUUUGCCAGCGGGAAGACGGGACGAUGUCUUGGAAGCGGAACUACUUUGCGUCGGGGAGCAGCGCCCUGCAGGGAAUGUUGGCCCCGCGCAACAUGACCUCCAUCGCUCCGAGCAAGGGGCUCAUCAACGAGCCCGGACAGAACAGCUGCUUUCUGAACAGCGCCUUGCAGGUUCUCUGGCACCUGGAUAUUUUCCGCAGGAGUUUUCGGCAGCUGACCUCUCACAGGUGCAUGGAGGACUCCUGUAUAUUCUGCGCGCUCAAGAGCAUCUUUGCGCAGUUCCAGUUCAGCAGUGAAAAGGUGCUGCCCUCCGACGCUCUGCGCAGCGCCCUGGCCAAGACCUUCCAGGACGAGCAGCGCUUCCAGCUCGGCAUCAUGGACGACGCCGCUGAGUGCUUCGAGAACAUCCUGAUGCGCAUUCACUUCCACGUCUCAGACGAGACAAAGGAGGAUAUCUGCACAGCCAAGCACUGCAUCCCUCACCAGAAAUUUGCCAUGACCCUCUUUGAGCAGUGCGUGUGUAACAGCUGUGGGGCCACGUCGGACCCCCUGCCCUUCAUUCAGAUGGUGCACUACAUCUCUACGACCUCGCUGUGUAACCAGGCAAUUCAGAUGCUGGAGGGCAGAGAGAAGCUGACUCCAGACAUGUAUGGAGAGCUGCUCCGCAACGCCAGCACCAUGGGGGACCUGCGCAACUGCCCGAGUAAAUGCGGAGAGAAGCUGCGUAUUCGUCGCGUCCUCAUGAACUCCCCUGAGAUCAUCACCAUCGGCCUGGUUUGGGACUCUGACCACUCCGACCUGGCAGAGGACGUCAUCCACAGCCUGGGCACCUGCCUGCGCCUCGGAGACCUGUUCUGCCGGGUGACGGAUGACAAGGCAAAGCAGUCAGAGCUCUACCUGGUGGGCAUGGUGUGUUACUAUGGCAAGCACUACUCCACCUUCUUCUUCCAGACCAAGAUACGUCGCUGGAUGUACUUCGACGACGCGCACGUCAAAGAGAUCGGCCCCAAGUGGAAGGAUGUGGUGUCUCGCUGUAUCAAGGGCCACUACCAGCCCCUGCUGCUGCUCUACGCUGACCCAAGAGGCACGCCAGUGUCAUUGCAGGACCUGCCCUCUCAGAUAGACUUGCAUCACUACAAUAAGGCCUACUAUGACAGCGAGGACUCGGGCCGGGAGCCCUCCAUCUCCAGUGACACUCGCACAGACUCCUCCACAGAGAGCUACAGCUUUAAGCACUCCCACCACGAGUCCAUGGCCAGCCACUUCUCCUCUGACUCCCAGGGCACUGUCGUCUGCAACCCCGAGAAUGACACAGCAUCUCAGAGCAGCGUGGACACGGGGCAACUGACUGACAGUGAGUCGUCUCAGCACUACCUGCCCAGGAAGGGUGGGACUAUAGACAGGAAGGGCGGGGCUGGAGACAGGAAGCACAGCUUGAACCGGUUGAGACGAUUUGAUGAGCGCAGUCGAGCAGUGAGGGGGGACGAGGCGUCAUCAGCAGGGUACCACAGCGAGGGCGAGACCCUGAAGGAGCAGCAGGUGCCCCGCACUGCCCCCAAGCCCUCGAUCAGUCGGCUGAAGGAGUUCAAGGAGACCAUGAGCAGCAUCAUCCACAACCGCACGCUCCCCAGCCCUGCCUCCUCCUGCAAGGGGGGCGUGGCUGACUGGGAGGUGGAGAGCACCAGCAGCGAAUCGAAAUCCAGCUCCUCCGGGGGGCGGUACCGGCCUGCCUGGCGCCCACGCAGAGACGCGCUGAACAUCGACAGCCUCUUCAGCAGGGAGAGGCGCCGACAGGCAGGCUACACCCAGCUGGGAGCUUCCAUGGCCCUGCACGAGGAGAGCGCAGAGGAGCCCCCCGGAGUGGGGCCAGCGCCACCAACCCCCCUCGGCACAGCCAAGCCCCCCCCUCCCCAAAUCAGAGGCCUGGACGGGGGGACGAGGUUCAUUCAGAGGAUGGAGAGCGGAUACGAGAGCAGCGAGAGGAACAGCAGCAGCCCUGUGAGUCUGGACCUGCCCCUGAGUGAGAGUUCCACUGCCAGCUCAUACAGGGAGGCAAGUUCUAAGAAGCUGCUGAGCUCCGGCCCGUCCUGGAGGAGUAUCCCCAAAUCCAAGAGCAGCAGCACCCUUCUGCAGGGGCUGAGGAGCCAGCCCUGGGGGGCCAGCCAGGCCAGCCUGGGGGAGGGGCGCAGUGAGCUGGACGAGCUGCAGGAGGAGGUGGCUCGCAGGGCCCGGGAGCAGGAGCUGCAAAGGAAGAAGGAGAAAGAAAGGGAGGCGGCCAUGGCCUUCAACCCCAGACCCAGCAAGUACAUGGACCUGGACGAGCUGCAGAACCAGGGGAAGAGUGACCGCUUUGAGAGGUCUCUGCAGGAGGCAGACUCGCUGUUAGAGCAGUCUCUGCGGCUAGAGCAGGGGGAGGACUUGGCUGCAGCACUGUCUGUCUGUAACGAAGCUGUGUCUAAACUAAGACUUACCAUGCAUGAGGGCAGUGCUAACACUCAUAACAGGACAAUGGCUGAUAAGAAGCUGCAAAAGUGCAUGAGGAGAGCUCGAAGCCUACAGCAGCGCAUGCAGCCGCCAGAGCCGUCACGGCCACACGAGGGCGCUGUGGCGCAGUCUGAAAGUGAACAGCCUAUCCCGUUCCAAGUACUGCUGACAUCAUGCCGGGAAGAGGUUCGAGACUCCAAUCAGGAAGCAGACUCCUCCUUCCCUUUCCCCGUCCCCUCGAACCUCCCUCACCCAUCCUCCUACCCCAGCCAACCUGCUUCCAGGGGCAGCUGUGAGCAUCUGCCGCCUCCCUCCAGCCCUGGGCACUGGCAGAGGCAGAGAGCUUGUGGGGGAGACUCCAUGAACUGCUGGGACAGCGCAGAGCUCUCCGACGUUACCCAGCUACCCGGCACUCUGGCACGGCCCAUUCACAAACACAAUGCCCUGUCCCUACCUAGCCUGCCCCUGGAGAGCAGGCUGAGGCAGGGCAGUGAGGGGGAGGAGGAGGAGCUGCCUCUGCCCCCCCCUCACCCUUACCAGAGCUCCUUCCACUGCGACUUACCUCACACCCUCACAGUCCCCUUCUCCACCUCCCAUUCCACCAGGCCCACAGCCGAGCACAGGAGUCCCUUACCUCUGGAAAAGAGAGAACAUGCACCCCAGGGGUACCCCAGCUGGGCCACGUGCUCCCCUCACUCCCCCCGUAUCCCACACUCCCCCAGGUCUCCAGUGAGGCGGCAGACACCCAAAGACCCCGACCCUCUCCUCAUCUCUAGUCCCAGGCUGGCUCCCUUCCCCUCUUCCCCUCCUGCUCCUCCCGCCCCUACCCACAGGAUCUGGUCCUCCUGCAACCUGGACAGGCCAGAUGGGGCAGACACGCCCUUCUACACCCCACCAAGGCACUCUAAUUCCGUGCCUAGCAAGCCCUCCCCCCGUCACCCCCCCUGUCUUGCCAUGCCGUUGGAUCGAUGGGCAGAGAAUGUCUCACGACACUACAGCUCCCAGAGGGACCGCCCAUCCUCCCCCCCUGACGAGGAGCUGUCGGAGCUGGAGUGUCUGUACCAGGCGAGUCUGCAGGCUCACAGCAGCUCCAAGGCACUGCAGGCCCCCGGUCAGCAGGGCUGUACUAAGCCAGUUUCCAAGGCAACAGCCAUGACACGGAAGCUGUUAUCUGGAGUGACCUUACCAUGCCGAUCGAAGACCCCUACUGCGGAGAUUGAGAGGAAAGCGUACAGCAGCUCCCCCACAUACACUCCCACGCCGGUGUCUGUCAAGUCUUGCAAGUUGCCUCAGUACGAUGAUGAAUCCUACAGCGCUGACAACCUGCGCCGUAUCGCCCGCAGCCUGAGCGGCACUGUGAUUGGGGGCCGUCCCGAGCCCAUCACCACCUCUCGCAGCUUUGAACCCCAGGUCACGUGGACCCAGCAUGCUGACCCCAGAAUCAUGCGUCACGCUAACACCUCUCCCCGCAUCACUUCCUCCCUCAAUCCUCCUGUGUUUCCCUUUGACCCCCAACACCACCCCGUCCCACCACCGCACCUAUCCCAGCAGCCACUGCGCCGGACACUGCCAGGAGCUCACCCGAAGGUCGAGAAGUUUCUGGCUAUGCUUGACCGGGGUGAAGAUUUCUCCCUUAAAAACUACCAGCAAGCAGCCCUGAGCUAUGGGACCCUUCCCCAGGACCUUACCCACAAGAAAGAGAUCCCAGACAGGACCAUCCUACCACGCUCGGACCACCAGUCACUGCCCCCUGGAGCCAGCAGACAAUGGAGCCAGUCGAACAUCCCCCGCCUUGGACACGCCCCCCUCACCAUCCCCUCCCACAUCCCUCAGAGAUGUAGGUCUCCAGAGCUGUACAGCAGCCACAGUUUGGGGCGCCCCAUUCAACCCAGGCUGAACAGAACUCUGCAGCACCACAGCCACCAACUCAGCCUCGCCACGCCCCCUCCCUCCCCCUCCUACUCUCAGCUCUGCCGCAUGGGCGUGCUCCCCAACGAAGACUGGAGCAGCCCCUUCGCCCCCCAGCAGCACUGCCGCCCCAAACACGCUCCGGCACCCCCCCGCGCUGCACUGGCUGGGAGCAGGCCCACCCCCCACUCCACCAGAGCUCUCCUCCCCACCAGCUCUGCCCAGCAAUGCUGCUCCCUGUGCCAGCAGGCUCCUGCCCAGCUCAGCCUCGACUACUGCCAGGGCUGUGGAGCCUACAUGGCACGCUUCCACCCUGGGAGAUGAGAAGCAUGCCUGUGUGUGCAGGUCUGUGUCAGCCAUGUUACAAACGCUCGAGGUGAAACCACACACACACAGCCGCGCUGCAAAACUACAACCAGGCUUCUCUAGGGAACUGUUUGUGUGCUGUAGAGAUGCGAGGGUUAUGCAGAAAGAGGCAUCACUGCACAAGAAACUCCCACGUCAAGAAGACAUUUUGGCUAAAGCCAUGAAUGUUUUAGUUUUAUUGUAGUUUCUUUUACUUUUUUACCUCCACGUUUCACUACUGACUGUCUCGGCAGAGCCGGGGUCUGAGGACAGGGAGGGGGGUUUGCGGAGUUAGACAGCUGUUCCUGUCCAGUCUUGUUUUAUAACCAGCACUGUGGCCACUGACAAUGUCACACCGCACCAAACAGUUGCAAUGUCUCUGUGCCCUCCAUUUUGGCCGUGGAACCGCUGCAGUUCACUGCUGAGGACUGGCUCUCCAUUCGAGCAAAAUGCUCUCCGGUUCAUCAGCUCCAGUUAUGGAAUCCCCCUAAAGGAAACUCUGUAUCUCUGAGGAGUAAGGGAGGAAGCCCAGGAACUCCAGUGUACCUAAGACAGCACUGAACUCAAGACAGUGUGAAACCUUGAAUUUAUUCAUAGCUUCAACACACGUCAUUGAUUCAAAGACACUAGUCGAGUCUAGCUCUUUACUCUGUGUAACUUUCACUGGUCGAAAGAGCCUGCUCAAUUCACAGCUUUUCUUCCUUUUCCAAAGAAUGACUAUAAAUAAAUACAAAUAAAAAUUUUAAAAUUAUAUAUAUAUAUACACACACACACACAUUUAAUUUGGGAUGCAGCAUGGUCUACAUGAUCAAGGAAGUCCCAAAAGUCGACAGCUGCAUUGCUGUAUUGGAGAUGACGCUAACAUGCCAUCCAGCUGGUGUAUUUAUUUUCAGAACAAGUUUCUUCAUAAGUUAGUUCUUCAUCAGCAUCAUCAUCAUCAUCAUCAUAAUAAUAACAAAGCUAAAUUUCUCAAUGAGUUACUCAUUAAUUACUAAGGAGCUGUGAGGCUGUGCAACUACAUCCCAAAAAUAAAACAUUACAGAACAGGGCUUUUUACAUUUGUAAUAGUGUUUCUCAUAUAGUUCGUCUUGUACUGUCAUUGGGUACACAUAGGGAUAUACUGGUAUACAGGUUCCUAAUAGCAGUUCGAGAUGUGCACAUUUCAAAUGCUGUAUACAGUAGCAUUCACAUCCCCACAGCUUUCCGGGGCAGGGGCUUUACUGCAGGGUAAUUGAUUAGCAGAGUUUGGAUUGGAAACUGCAAUGUUAUUGCAAGCCUCUUGUACUCUUAUCGUUGGGUCAUUUCAUUCACUGGUGGUGUAUAUACCAGUUACAGCCAUUCCUGUUUUAAGAGGGAGCGAGAUCUCCAGAUUGCGAGUAGAGAGAUCGCCACAAGGACGGGUAUGUGAAAUUGUGUUACCCUUUACUAGUGUUGCAAAAUGCCAAUUGUAGAAUUUAUAAAUGAAGUAAAAAAUUGCUGCCGUACUCAUCACUUUAGCCCCAAUCCAGUAUAUAUUUAAAAUGAUUGUUACAACCACAGAAACAACCUGCACAAACAUUAUCUGCUCUCCUGUUGAAAUCACCUAUCUACCCAACAGUACAAUCCAGAGUCUAGGUAAAGCAGAAUUCUUCAUUUUACAUGGCUUGAUAUGGUGAUGCGUGCUGUGUUAUACCUGAAAGCAUUUUUGUGCUGGUGUAAUUCCUCACGGCUGCAGAUUUACUGUCAGAGAGUGUGUCUCUGUUUAAACUGUAUUUUCUUAUAGACAUGUUUACAAAAUCACUGUGUUUACCUUGUACGUAUUUUAGUAAGCCUGGCAAGGUGUAGCUCCUGUAUUUCAGGAAUAAAAACCCUAAAAAACAAACAAAAAAAAACAAUUAAUAUCAAUAAUAAAAAUGGAUAAGUCUUCCACAUAACUAUUUUAAAUUGUAGUCAUUCAUUUUGAAUAACCUGGCAGCUUCAUGUGCUUCAUACCUGAAUGAAAUCAAAGCUCAUGAUGCUGCCACAACUCAGCUCUAUGUAGUUGUUAUUGUUUAGUGCCAUAGUGCAUAUAUUGGAUUUGGAGUGCUACACUGCUUACGGGGUUACCCUUUCUGGGUCAUGUGGGGAGGACUGGGAGAAAGCUGGACAUACGGGUUAAUCUAGUGGUUUAUUGGGAAGUGGGUGGCUGGAUUACGGGACUUUUGAACCCUAGUUCAGCAUUUUGAGAUAAAGUCUGGUGGAGAAGGGUGAAGAAUCUGCUUCCCCAGAAAAUAUCUGUAUCAGUUCUUCUAGCUAAUAAGUGCCACUCAAGACUAGUAGAUGUACUGUAAGCUACAUAUUGUAAAUAACCUGCCCACGCUGCAAUAGCUGUAUCGCAUCAAUCCAUGCUAGCUGCAUAGCUAAGGGAAGCCCUGUUUAUUUACAGUGUGUUUUUUUGCUGUGCUGAGUGAUUGGUUGUGUAGGGUUCCUUUAUUAGUCACAUUUGUGGCGCCAGUAUCGGCACUUUUGAAAACACUCCCAUUUGUGCAGUUUUCCUUUCCUGAACUUUUCCCAAUUUCAUUAUUCAUCAGGAAGAUCCAGGAACUUUUACUGGGUGUGAGGCAGGAAGAGAGAUCUCAGCUCUUUUUACCAGACCCUGCCAAGCAUCCCAAUCCCAUGUUGAACUGUUUCUGUUUGAACAGUGGCUUUUAACUGAGAACAGCACUCAGGACUGGAAUUGAGCACACACCCAGCACACUAACUUCUGGGCAGUGGAAACACAAUUAACUGAACAAACCAGAGCUGUAAAGAGGCUGACUCAGCCCUGCUGUGGAGAAUAACCUCCUGUCCUGAACAAUGCUUCCACAGUCUCUGGACACAGCACUUCCACCCACUGUACAGUUUCCUCUGUAGCGCUCAUGUAUAUGGGCAAUAAGCAAUGCUGUAGCAUUUAAUAUCGAUGUGCAUAGCUUUACAAUAGAUGUAUAAAAUAAAUAGCACUGUAGCAUAACAAACAGGACAUGCAUCUUUGCUUAAUUAAAUGGGGGGCUACGUGUAUUAAAUAAGCUGAUUCGGCUCCCGGGCUAGUCUGUAAUAAACAAAGAGACCAGCAGACACAGCCUUUGUUGCGUUUUUAUUCCAUGGCAGGUGUGUAGCUAUUAUAAUCUAACUUUACUUUAAUUCUUUAAAAACAAAAAGAAUAACCUAUUAAAAUCGAUUGCCUUGUUUGUGUGUUUGUUUUAAAACCGGUGUUUCACAACGAGAAUUUAAAAUGAUUUUCUUGGGGCCUUAUAUUGUGCUUUAGGAGACUAAUAUUUUUGACAGCGGAGGCCUACGUUUUAUUGAAGUUAAAAUAAUGUUAUUUUAAGACUUUUGCAACAGGGCAGCUAAGUAGAAACUGUGCCAAGAGAAUUGUACUCUGUGUUCAGACUGGGGUGUAUAGAAAAAGAGACUUUGAGAUUUAAAGUUAUGUUUUUUUUUAGAAUGGAGCAGAAAGGUUCUUCAGGUUACCUUAAAAAAUAAUUGAUUUAAAAAUAUAUAAAAUAUAUAUAGAAUAUAUAUAUGCAUUUAUGGACUGGAGCAUUGACAAACAGACUGAAAAAGGUUUGUUAUUAUUUACGUCAAAGGAAUGUAAGAUAUUUGGGUUAUACCUUUUUGAAUUUUAAAAGAAGUAGACUGCAUUGUAAGCUGCAGACCUGCCGCGGUACAGGGAGUGAGAGGAGAGUCAUUGUGUACAUCACAUAGCAAUGGUUUGUCACUUUAAAAAGGCAGAUUAGGGGUUACUCGAUUCUAAUUAACCAAAGAUUUUUAAAGAGAAGGCAAGACCAUUAUCUUCAUUAUUUUGUGGUAAAUGCACAUUUUGUACAACUCUGCUCCCUGCUGACCAAAUUGCAGUACUGAAGCUUGCAAUUUUAUUUCUUAUAUAUAUAUAUAUAAUAUAAUGUGUGUAUAUGUAUGUGUAUGUGUUAUUGAGCUAUGUAUGUAAAUGUCUGUACAUAUAUUAAGACGCUUUUGAAAUGUGCAUAGGGAGAUUAUCGAUAUGUUUGUAAAGGUCAUUCAUUUACUAGUUGGAUUUCAAAACAGAAUGUGUUUGUAAAUGCUGUGCUGGAAGAUGGAACCUGUAUUUUUGCAAUAAAGUUAUAAUAAUGA
Polyodon spathula (Mississippi paddlefish) is the source of this 9945-nucleotide messenger RNA. Its product is annotated as inactive ubiquitin carboxyl-terminal hydrolase 54-like. Bases 1126 to 5817 code for a protein of 1563 amino acids. The transcript is spliced from 23 exons. Gene Ontology annotation, biological process: protein deubiquitination. Lineage: Eukaryota; Metazoa; Chordata; Actinopteri; Acipenseriformes; Polyodontidae. The record is from RefSeq and is a predicted model, not a curated record. Gene Ontology annotation, molecular function: cysteine-type deubiquitinase activity.